AUGAUUCGAUCCUUGGGUCAAUCUUCCGCCACUCUUUUGCGAGCCUCCACUGCUCGUUCAGUGGUCUCAAAGGCCACUGUUGCAGUUGCCGGCCUUCACCAUGCUCGCUCCGUCCAACAGCAACAAUUGCAACUUACCAAGUCCUCUACUACUUCCAAAUUCCCCAACGCUGCUCGUGCCGCUGCUCGCCGCUCUUAUUCGACUCGCUCUACUGUCAUUCAAUUACUUGACAGCAUUGGCUCUAAACGUGAAGUUGAGCAAUACCUGAAGUACUUCACCUCCGUCUCCAACCAGCAAUUUGCUGUCAUCAAGGUUGGUGGUGCAAUCAUUACUGACAAUCUCAACGAGCUUGCUUCUGCUCUCGCUUUCUUGUACCAUGUUGGUCUUUACCCCAUCAUUCUCCACGGUACUGGUCCCCAGAUCAAUGCCGUUCUCGAGUCUCAAGGAAUUGUUCCUGACUACAUUGAUGGUAUCCGUAUCACAGACUCCAAGACUAUGUCUGUUGUUCGCAAGAUGUUCCUUCAACAAAAUCUCAAGCUUGUUGAGGCUCUUGAGAAACUCGGUGUCCGUGCCCGCCCCAUCACUGGUGGUGUUUUCGGUGCUGACUACCUUGACAAGGAAAAGUAUCAUCUUGUUGGAAAAAUCACUUCUGUUGACAAAACCCCCAUUGAAGCCUCCAUUAAUGCUGGUGCGCUUCCCAUUCUUACAUCACUUGCUGAGACCCCUGAUGGCCAGAUUUUGAACGUCAAUGCUGACGUUGCUGCUGGUGAGCUCGCUCGUGUUAUUGAGCCCCUCAAGAUUGUUUACCUGAACGAAAAGGGUGGUCUUAUCAAUGGCUCUACCGGCGAAAAGAUUUCGGUUAUUAACCUUGACGAGGAGUACGACGAUCUCAUGAAGGAGCCUUGGGUUAAGUACGGCACCAAGCUCAAAAUUAAGGAAAUUAAGGAACUUCUCACCUACCUUCCUAGAUCAUCAUCUGUCGCUAUUAUUUCUGUUCACGAUCUUCAGAAGGAGCUCUUCACCGACUCUGGUGCCGGUACUCUGAUUAGACGCGGCUACAAGUUGCUCUCACGUGAAAACCUCGAGCAAUUCCCCUCUCAGGAGGCCCUCCGCAAGGCCCUUCAGCGCGACCCUGUGAUUGCCGAUAAGACUAUCUCUGUUGCCUCUUACCUUCGUCAGCUUGAAGGAACUUCUUUUAAAGCUUACGGUGACGAACCUCUUGAAGUUUUGGCCAUUGUUAAGAACACUGAGCCCAUUCCUACUUUGGAGAAGUUCUUGCCUAGCAAGAACGGCUGGCUCAACAAUGUUACUGACAAUAUUUGGACUGCCAUCCGCAAGGACUACCCCGUUCUCCAAUGGGUUAUUUCUGAUCAAGAUGAGAAUGCUUCCUGGCAUUUCAGCAAAGCCGACGGUUCUUUUGCCAAGGACGGCCAAAUUUUGUUUUGGUAUGGUCUCAAAGACUCUGCUGAAAUUUCAAAGUUGAUUUCCACUUUCUCCGCGGAAGUUGCUUCCCAAACAGCUGCUGCUCAAGCCACCUCUGCCAGUGGCCCUAAGAUUCAAACUAGAUCUUUCAGCACUCGCUCUGGUCUUUCUAUGCCUCGCCGCCCCUUCGGUAUUAUGGGUGCCCGUUCUUACAGCACUGAGAGCACUACCAACCCUAACCCACCUCUCAAGGAGGGAACUAGCACCAAGCCUGCCAAGGUUGCUCUUAUUGGUGCACGCGGCUACACUGGCCAGGCCCUCAUUGACCUGAUUAACCAGCAUCCUUACCUCGAGCUUUCUCACGUUUCUUCUCGUGAAUUAGCAGGUAAGCCUCUUAACGGUUACGACAAGAAGCGCAUUAUUUACGAUAAUCUUCAGGUUGAGGACAUCCGCCGUCUCGAAGAGCGCGGUGAGGUUGAUAUUUGGGUCAUGGCUUUGCCCAAUGGCGUUUGCAAGCCCUUUGUUGAUGCCAUUGACAAUGCAAACUCGGCUAAAACUUCCAAGAUUAUUGACUUGUCUGCCGACUACCGCUUCGACGACACCAAUGAGUGGCUCUAUGGUCUCCCUGAGCUUGGAGACCGUUCUAAGUAUGCUACUGCCCGUAAGAUUUCGAAUCCUGGCUGUUACGCUACUGCUGCUCAACUGGCAAUUUCUCCCCUUGUUGAACACUUGGGCAAUGGCCAGCCCUCUGUCUUUGGUGUUUCUGGCUACUCUGGCGCUGGUACCAAGCCUUCUCCCAAGAAUGACAUCAAGGUCCUCACCAACAACUUGAUUCCUUACUCUCUUACUGAUCACAUUCACGAGCGUGAGGUGUCUCGCCAGUUGGGUACUCAAAUUGCCUUUACUCCCCAUGUUGCUCAAUGGUUCCAAGGCAUUACACACACUAUUUCUAUUCCUCUUAAGACACCACUGUCGUCGCGUGAAAUUCGCAACCUGUACCAGGACCGAUACGCUGGUGAGAAGCUUAUCCACGUAACCGGUGAGGCGCCGUUGGUUCGCGAUAUUUCUGGCAAGCACAGCGUGUCUAUUGGCGGGUUUGGAGUUUCCUCCCGCGGUGACCGUGUUGUUGUGGUUGCUACCAUUGACAAUCUGCUUAAGGGUGCUGCCACUCAAUGUUUGCAGAAUGCUAACUUGCUUCUGGGCUAUGGCGAGUACACUGGCAUUCCCAUUUAG
Messenger RNA from Magnusiomyces paraingens, 2655 nucleotides. RefSeq lists its product as uncharacterized. NCBI's taxonomy places the organism in Eukaryota, Fungi, Ascomycota, Dipodascomycetes, Dipodascales, Dipodascaceae. Gene Ontology annotation, cellular component: cytoplasm; mitochondrion; mitochondrial matrix. The coding region runs from base 1 to 2655 and encodes 884 amino acids. The record is from RefSeq and is a predicted model, not a curated record. Gene Ontology annotation, biological process: L-arginine biosynthetic process. The transcript is spliced from 2 exons. Gene Ontology annotation, molecular function: acetylglutamate kinase activity; NAD binding; N-acetyl-gamma-glutamyl-phosphate reductase (NADP+) activity.